Molecule: messenger RNA, 312 nt
Organism: Knipowitschia caucasica
Lineage: Eukaryota; Metazoa; Chordata; Actinopteri; Gobiiformes; Gobiidae
Source: the annotation of a GenBank genome assembly
AUGAAGAACCUGGCUGCUCUGGUCCUUCUCUCCGUGAUCUGCUCAGUGUCUGGAUCCAAAUGUUACCUCUGUGGUGUGACAGACUCUCAGCCCUGCACCAGGACUGUGGAGUGUGGCUUCAACCAGACUCGCUGCUUCAGAAGCGAAGUGCUCGGUUUGGUGACUCAGGGCUGUGUAAUGUCCUCUCUCUGCCAGACCCUCCUGAUGUCCUGCUGUGACGGACACCUGUGUAACUCCUCCCCUUUCCCAUCAGCCCCGCCUCCUGCCGUCCUGAUGGGCCUCACCGCUGCCCUCUUCACCGUCGUCUUCUGA